Molecule: messenger RNA, 7719 nt
Organism: Betta splendens (Siamese fighting fish)
Lineage: Eukaryota; Metazoa; Chordata; Actinopteri; Anabantiformes; Osphronemidae
Gene: igfn1.1
Product: immunoglobulin like and fibronectin type III domain containing 1, tandem duplicate 1
Exons: 27
Coding region: 2642-7465 (1607 amino acids)
Molecular function (GO): protein binding
Source: RefSeq, a predicted model, not a curated record
AAACAGCCCUUGGCAGUCGUGGGUCCAGGCAGCAGAGGAGCAUCAGGCACAGCCGUGCACAAGCUGGAAGGAUCUAUUACACUGCAAAAACCAGGAGAAGGCAUAGUGUGACCACACUGCCGCCUGAAAGGAGGAGAGCAGAGGACGGAGGAGUGUAAGCAGAGCCGUUUGAAUCAGCAGAGCUCAGAAGCACAGCAAAGAUGUGGAGGAGGUCAAAGGAGACUGAGGAAACUGCCGCUGGGCAGGCGGGGAAUAACGACGACCAAGAUCCCUUUGACAGCCCGUCUUCACGUAAAGUGAAAAUUAGUGCCUGCAAGACAGAAGAGGCCUGAGACGAUCAGCCCAUCAAAGAUCACGUAAUGUGGAUGUCUUGUCAAGAGAAUGAGUCUUUUGCAGUGGAGUGUGUGAACACUGCGUUACGCUGACUUCUGAGUGAGAACGGAAACGCGGCUCAGCUUAUUUCUUUUGUCAAGUGGAAACAAUCCAGUUUUUGAAAAUCCUGCUCUGUUUAGCAUAAUGGGAAGAAGACACAUGGAAUCACAGGCGCUGAACGAUGAGGAGGAAGUAAGAAGUGAAGCAAUCUUUCUUUUAAACCGCGAGAGUAACAAAAAAUGUCCACCGAAGAACCCUGAUGAGCUGAGGACCAAUAGGAUCAUCGGAGGAGGCCAACAACUGCCACCAAAGAUGAAAACUGAACAGGGCCCUCGUCUAAUACAAGACAGGAUGAAGCUCGAGUCAAAAGUCACUCCCCAAAAACUGUUCCUUCGCAUAAUUUAUCUCAAGCACUGCACAAGAUUCAUCCUGAGAUGUCAGCCAUGAGAAAAGCCUGAGCGAGCUUGAAGUUAAGUCUAAUCAGUUGCCGCACAGCACAUUCACACGCUGCUGUAAGAUCACCGCUAACACACUGUACUGUAUUAUAUUCUGUCUUCAACUAAUCAUUUCAUGUCGUGCGAUGUGUCUGAGGUGCUCGUCUGCUUCCUGUCUACGAGCUAAAUACUGUUCACUGUGGUGUGUUGUGUUCAGUACGUGUCCAUAAUCCUGUCGAAGUUCCAACCUGACAUGGUGCUUUAGUCAGGAUUAAUAUUUACCUGUCCUGUUCCCUCUCCUGCUGUCACGUUGCGUGUUAAGUCGACGAUUCUGAAGCAGUCCGUCCAGAAGACCAAGGUACGCAAGCAAAAAAAAAAAAGGAAAACAAACCACACAACCAAUUCACAGUCUUUAAGUGCAUGCCUCCAUGUUGUGUGACCUGCAUGUACUGUAUGACGUGGGCUUCUUCACUCCUUGAAAGGUGUCAUCCAGUCUGGAUGGUUCAGCUUUCAGUGUCACAACAGAUGCAUUCCGUUGUGACAUUCAAACAACCUCAAUUUGAAAACCAGCAGCGGGCUGUGGCUUAGGGCACUGAGCUCGAUUGUCAUGCGUCUAAGUCGUCUUGUAAUUUAAAGGUAAAAUGCCACCGUUCAAAUGUACGACCACCUGCUGAUAACUGAUGUGCAGUAAUUUGGCGUAGUUCAGUCACGCAGAGUUGAACUUUCUCUACAGGGGCAUGUCUAAAGGCAAGACCUUGUCCAAAACUUAAUUACAUGACUGGCCACCCCAGUGCCACCUUUAAAUGGCAGAAACCUCUAAACAUACAGUAAUUAAUUUAAAUAUAUAGCAAAAUGUCAAACAGCAUGAAUCUGUAAGUGGUGUUUCAGGUUGUUUGUUUGAACAACCAGGACUCUGUCCAUGUGCUGCCAUCGGCUUACAGUAUGACUAAAACACCAAACGGCAGUUUCUAUUAUCCUACAGUAAGAAUAUGAACCUGUGUCAUUCAUGCUAACACACAGCAGCACAGAGGUGCUGAGGGAAUCAGUGAGCAUUGACCCAUAACAGCUAUAAUGCACUUCCCCCAAUAUUCCUUUGAAUUCUUGUAUCACUGUGACACAAGUAGGUCACAAACUGAAAGAAUUAGGGCCAACACAUAAGCAAGUACAUUGAGCACAUGCAUUCUUGGAGGAAAUCAGAAGUUCAUACUAAAAAAUUAAAGCCUAUUUUAUCGGUAAACCGACAAAUGCAGUAUUAUUGUACCUAUUUAAACCACAGAAUUCAUCUCAUUUUACUGGGGUAUAAACACACUGCAAGAGUAAGAUAUUAAUUCUAAACAUUCUCUCUUAUGCAUCUCAUAGGUAAUAAAACAUAAACAUAGGCAAUUUAUAUAAUUGCCAUGCUUACGGAGGCCCUGCUUGUUUAUUUCUACUAAAUUUCUGCCACUGACUCUCCAUUUCUGCUGACUGACCCAUGAAAUCGAUGCCUAGCUAAGUCAUGCAGCUUUAAUUGCCAUACAUUAAUAUUUUGAUCACCAUCUCCAUGCAAACACUCCUAAUGAUGUACGUGUCAUCCUCAUAUCUCCCUGCUUGUUACCAGCAGCAAAUCCUGUGCAAAGCUGUCAGAGCUCUGCUGCAUAGCCGAAGGAUUGUUGUGUAGCACCUGCUACAAGCAAUUUACCUUCAACGCACUUCAGAAUGUAAACCGCUGACAGAAAACGAUAUUUUGUGCAGUUAAUAUUCUGCAUAUUGCAGGUGUUUCACGCCAAGUGAACAUAAUCAAAGGCCAUGGACCAGCAGAACCCAUGUGAUCAGCAGUCAGUGAUGCCCCACUCAGGAUGGCUGGGGUUAUUAGGAAGAAGUCCAAAGUGCCUGGUGUUAUGAUAACGCAGUUUAUGGAGAAACUUCCUGAGGGAAUGUCAACUCCAGAUUUCACCCGCAAACCCAUUGCUCUUACUAUUCAAGAAGGUAAAUCUGGAGCCUUUAAAGCCAUAGUGGUGGGAACUCCGACACCAACUGUGACUUGGACCAGAACCAAAGGAGAAAUACUUUUUCACCCUGAUCUGUGCCUGCAGAAGUAUGAUGCAGCAUCUCAUGAACACACUCUGGAGUUUCCCAAAGUGGCUCCAGAGGACGCUGACACCUACAAGUGCUUUGCAGCAAAUGAAUAUGGCAGAGCCGUGUGCACUGUUGUGCUGAACGUUAUUGAGGUUGGAUUCUCGAUGUCCAAGGAACUGAACAAGACACAAGGAGAAGAUAUAACUGACUUCAGGAAGAAACUUAAACAACGGAAUCCUGACGGGACACGUGAGGAGAAGCCAAUGGAGCCCGAGGAGAAGGUCUGGGAAAUUCUCCUUAGUGCCGACAAGAAAGACUACGAGAAGAUCUGUAUUGAUUACAAUAUCACAGACUUCCGUGGAAUGCUGAAGAAACUGACUGAAAUGAAGAGAGAGCGAGAGGAGGAGAUAGCAGAGUUUGUUACACACAUCGGGACAUUGAAACCUAUCGAUGUCCAAGAUGACGACUGUGCAACAAUCGAGUUGGACAUGGACCUCAAGGAUCCCAACAGCAAGAUUUACCUUUACAAGAACGGUGUCAUGGUUCCAUUUUCUAAAGAAGAUAGUGAAGGGAUGAAGCAUAGUUUGAAACAAGUUGGCAACAAAUAUGUGUUCACUAUUAAAAAAUUAGGCUCAGAGGACGCUGGACUCUACUCCGUAGACGUUGGGGGCGUUAAUGUGUUCUCCACAGAUUUUAAAAUAGCGGAAGUUGACUUUGCUGUCAAAAUACAAGAGGUCAAGGCAGAGGAGCGAGAGGACGCCCUCUUCCAAUGCGUUCUGACUGCACCUAUGAGUGAGAUCAAGUGGAUUGGCAAAAGCAGCCCACUGUCAAACAGCGAAAAAUUUGAAAUCACAGCAUCUGAAGAUAAGCUCAUCCACAAGCUGAUUGUGCGGGACUGUUUGCCUCUGGAUGCCGGUAUCUAUGCUGCCGUGGCAGGAAUCAAAUCUUGCAAUGCCUGGCUUGUAGUUGAAGCUGACAAAGAUUCUGCCAAGAAGGGCAAGAAGACGGCUCGCAAAACGACCAUGGCUGGAGUUUGUAAUGAUGAAGAACUGAAGAAAAUUGCCAAAGAACAGCAGGAAAGAUACGACAAAGAAAUGGAAAGAAAAAUGGAAAUCGCUAAAAAGGCUCAAGCAGAACGAGAAGCGGCCGAAGCCGCUGCAAUGGUGGAAGCACUAGCGGCUAAAAAGGCAGCGGCCGAGGCCAAAGCCGCGGCCAAGGCCGCAGCCAAGGCUGCUGCGAGGUCAAAGAAAGCAGCGGCUGGCAAGGAUGCAGCCGCGAGAAAGAUUAAGAAGAAAGACACUGGUGCUGCCGGUGGUGCAGGUUCCACAGCAGGAAGUGCUGGAGGUGCUGGAGGUGUCGGAGGUGCAGGGGGUGCCGAUGGAACUGCAGCUGACAGUAAAGCAGGUGCUGGUACUGGAGCUGCUAUUGGACCAGGAGGCGCAGCUGGGGCAGCAGGAGGCGCAGCUGGAGCAGCAGGCGCAGCUGGGGCAGCAGGAGGCGCAGCUGGGGCAGCAGGAGGCGCAGCUGGGGCAGCAGGUGGUGCAGCUGGGGCAGCAGGUGGUGCAGCUGGGGCAGCAGGUGGUGCAGCUGGGGCAGCAGGUGGUGCAGCAGGUGGUGCUGCUGGAGGAGCAGGCGGUGCUGCUGGAGGAGCAGGGGGUGCUGCUGGAGGACCAGGGAGUGCUGCUGGAGGAGCAGGAGGUGCUGCUGCUGGCACUGAAGUAGGAGGGACUGGUGGGGCGGGAGCGGACGGACAAGGAGUUGGAGGUGGAGAAGAUGAAGGUUUGGAAGAUGAGUUUGAUGAAGGAGACUAUGACUCAUUUGAAGAUUCUGAGCUUGAGGGAGAGGAAGGAGAAGAGGGAGAACAAGCAGAGGGAGGAGAAGCAGAGGGUGGAGUUACCCGAGGGAGACGUGGAAAAGAUGGGCCACUGGUUCCAGACACAGUGAUAGAGAACAACAUUGAUGAGAAAUCCACAGAUCAACCGGGUGAAAAAUCUUUGAAAAAAGAAAAGCGACUUAAAAAGAAAAAGGUGCAGAUUGAAGAAGCGGUCGUUGCAAAAAACGGAGAGCUGCGUGACGUUGAGCGUGGCCACGAGCCAGCAGCAGCAGGCACUGAUGAAUCUGCUGAAAAUGGUGAGCGUGCAGGUGGCGGUGAGCCAGCGGCAGCUGGCAAGUGUUCAGGCCGUGCACGACAAGGCCCAUUGAUCAAGGAGACAGUUAGUGACCCUGGAGUUCACUUCCAUGCUGGGCUUUCUGACUGCAAAGCCAUUAUUGGGGAGGCAGCAGAGCUGGAAUGCAAACUGAGCAGUGAAGACUGUACCGGAAUCUGGUAUAAAGAUGGAAAUGAGAUUAAAUCAUCUGAAGGUAUAACAAUAUCAAAAGACGGAAGUUUCCACAGGCUGAAAAUUCAAAAAGUAACAGAGGAAUUUGCUGGAACAUAUAAAUUUGAAGCCGAUGGACGGAAAACAGAGGCACUGAUCACUGUUGAAGAUCCACCCAGAUUUGUAGCAGAUGACCUGGCAGCGUUUAAAACUCCUGUAGCUGUAAAACGGGGACAUAAAGCUACCUUCAAAUUGCAUUAUAUUGGACGGGAACCUAUCAAGGUCCAGUGGUACCUUGAAGGUGAAGAGCUUUCAGAUGAAGGAAAUGUCAAAAUCGAGCUCCUCGAGGGCGGGAGCUACCUGCAUCUCAUCAAGCUGCAGCGCAAAGACAGUGGGGAAGUAAAGAUAAAACUCAAAAAUGAGUUUGGGACGACGGAAGCCAUCACCCAGCUUGUUGUGAAGGAUAAACCCACUCCUCCAAUGGGACCUUUGGAGACAGUUGAAGCAACCUCCUCUGCAAUUGAAUUCAAGUGGAGACCCCCGAAAGACGUCGGUGGGUGCAAGGUAGAUAACUACAUCCUUGAACGACAACAAGUUGGCCGUAACACCUGGAAGAAGCUGGGGCCAAUUGGUCCAGAGCCCAAAUACAGAGACACUGACGUAGACCAUGGCAAAAGGUACUGCUAUCGCAUACGGGUGGAAACGGAAAUGGGCCUCAGCGAGCUCAUGGAGACGGAAGACAUUCAGGCCGGGACAAAAGCAUACCCUGGGCCUCCAUCAGCACCAAAAGUCGUCAGUGCCUUCAAAGCCUGUAUCACUCUAUCUUGGAGUCCUCCUGCCGACACCGGAGGAACCAGUAUUUUGGGAUACAACCUUGAAAAACGCAAGAAGGGCAGCAACCUGUGGGGCCAAGUCAAUGACGCUAAUGAGAUGAUCAGAGACAAAGGAUUUGCUGUUAAAGACGUGGUUGAGGGUAUGGAGUACGAAUUCAGAGUGUCAGCAAUCAAUAACUCUGGUGCGGGUGAAUUCAGCACACCGUCCGAGUUCGUGUUCGCCAGAGAUCCGAAAAAGCCUCCUGGUAAAGUCAUCGACUUGAAAGUGACAGAUUCCACCUACACAACCCUGUGCUUGUCUUGGACCAAACCCAAAGAGAUUGAGGGGGUGGAAGACGAAGCCAAGGCAUAUUUUGUGGAGAUCAGACCUGCAGAAAGCACCGAGUGGGACCGCUGCAACACAAAUGCAAUAACAAUGAAUACCUAUACCGUGAAAGGUAUGAAGUCCAUGGCCAUGUACUGGGUGAGAGUCAUUGCUACCAAUGAUGGAGGACAUGGACAGCCACAGGAGCUGGAGAAUUUUGUCCUUGCUAUGCCUCCGCCUGUGAGGCCACGAUUCACAGAUGCUAAAAUGAAGAGUUUUAUGAUCGUGAGAGCAGGAAAUUCUGCAAGGUGCAACAUUAACUUUGAGGCCUCACCUUGGCCUGAGGUCAUAUGGUUGAAGGAUGGCACGCCAGUGACCAAAAAAGUGACCAUUAGCAAUGCAGAAGGUACGUCACAGCUUCUCAUUCCAACCGCCGAACGCUCAGACACUGGAGUUUACAGCAUCAUGGUGAAGAACAUUGUUGGCCAAGAAACAUUCAGCAUUGAAAUUAGAGUCACAGAUGAGCCUCGACCACCAGGUCCUGUGGAUAUUGAUGAAAAUGUGCCGGGUACUGUCACCAUCUCAUGGGCACCAUCUCCAGAUGAGAAACACGAUGACAGGCUGCACUAUGAAGUGAUGUCGCGUGAUUCACACAAACCCACCUGGCAGACAGUCGCCCAUCGCAUAUUUAACAACAGAUUCACAGCAUGCAACAUAAUGCCAGGUCGGGAAUACCAGUUUAGAGUUUAUGCAAAGAACGACAUGGGCGCCUCAAAACCCUCUGAAUCGACAAAGUGGCUGAUUCCUCUCAAGAAAGAGAAGUUCACUGUGAAGAUGCCCGAAUCAAAAAUGUGCGACCUACAGAGCGCUCCAAAAUUUAUUGUCCCUCUGAAGAUGCACGUUGCUCCACAAGGGUAUGAAUGUUACAUGAGCUGCGCCGUAAAAGGGGAUCCAACACCUCAUGUGACAUGGCUCCGCAACAACAUCAGUCUGAAUACCAACACCAACUACCUGAUCUCCAACACCUGUGGAGUGUGCUCUCUGCUGGUACUGACAGUUGGAUCUAAAGAUACCGGCGAGUACAAAGUUGUGGCAGAAAACCCGCUGGGAAGGGCGGAGAGCUCCACUAAGCUUACAGUCAGAGAAUAAACAACACACUAAAUGGUGAAACAUCAUAAAACACCUGACACCAGGUUAUUAAUCAUGAAGAAAAUCUACCAUCGCUAUGGAGGUAGUAGAGGCAGGUUAGUCUGCAGUAGAAUGAUAGUGCUUUUAAUUUUUCUGUCAACUGUGUAAACAAAGUCUAACUUUAUCCCUGAAGCCAUAGUCUUGGGUCUCAUGAAGGUCAAACACAAGAUCAGCUCUUUGGCUUUACAAUAUUAAUAAAAUGUAAGCCUGAAGUA